Aphis gossypii (cotton aphid) is the source of this 1100-nucleotide messenger RNA. RefSeq names its product putative zinc finger protein 702. The record is from RefSeq and is a predicted model, not a curated record. Bases 176 to 838 code for a protein of 220 amino acids. The transcript has a single exon. NCBI's taxonomy places the organism in Eukaryota, Metazoa, Arthropoda, Insecta, Hemiptera, Aphididae. Gene Ontology annotation, biological process: regulation of transcription by RNA polymerase II. Gene Ontology annotation, molecular function: RNA polymerase II cis-regulatory region sequence-specific DNA binding; DNA-binding transcription factor activity, RNA polymerase II-specific.
AAUACUAGUAGUUUUAGACGUAGUUAUCGAAAAAAAGUAUUGAUUAAAAUUUAAAAUAUUUAAACUAAACGUCGUCAUAUUUAAUUGGUGUACUUAUUAUAUAACAAGACCCGAAAAUAUAUAAGUGUGUUAGCAAUAUAUUAAAUAAUAUAACUUUAUGUGAAAAAAAAAUAUUAUGGAACAUCAAAAGGUAUAUACAGAAAUAGAUAGUAAUAAAUCAUUUUCUCAAAAUAAUACUCUAAAAGAACACUGUCGAACUCGUACGGGAGAAAAUCCACACAAGUGUGAUAUAUGUGAAAAAUCGUUAACUUCUUGCAGUGGUUUGAUAUUUCAUCAGCUAACUCACACAAGAGAAAAGCGAUACCAGUGUGAUGUAUGUGAUAAAUCAUUUGCUCGAAAUUUUGCUCUAAAAACACAUCUUCGAACUCAUACUGGAGAAAAGCCAUACCAAUGUGAUGUGUGUGAUAAAUCAUUUUCUCAAAAAGGUAAUCUAAAAGGACACCUUCGAACUCAUACGGGAGAAAAGCCAUACCUUUGUAACGUUUGUAGCAAAUCGUUUACUCGAAACAGUGGUCUGAUACUUCAUCACCUAACGCUUACGGGAGAGAAACCAUAUCAAUGUAACGUUUGUGGAAAAUCGUUUACUCAAAGAAGUCAUAUGAUACGUCAUCAGCAAACUCACUCAGGAGAAAAGCCAUACCAAUGUGAUGUGUGUGAUAAAUCAUUUUCUCAAAAAAGUAAUCUAAAAAAACACCUUCGAACUCAUACGCUCAUACGGGAGAUAAGCCAUAUCAAUGAAACGUUUGUGGAAAAUCGUUUACUCAAAGUAGUCAUAUGAUACGUCAUCAGCGAACUCACUCAGGAGAAAAGCCAUACCAAUGUGAUGUGUGGGAUAAAUCAUUUGCUGCCAAUAGAUAUUAAAUAGAACACCGUCAAACUCACCCUGGAGCAUGGUGUAAUUAAGGAAUUGUCCUUGAAGGAUAGGUUUUAUCUAAAUAUUUUUUUUUGGAUGGGGCUUAGCCCCCCCCCCCAUACCCAUUACCUAUUUGCACUGUGGUAUACACAAUUUAAGAAUUAUAAUAAAGUUAAAUUCAUACUAA